AUGGGUGAUCAUGAAUCGUCUGAUUCACCAAAUAAGAGAUAUAAUACGAGACCGAAGUCAAAAACUAGUUUCGAAGCAAUUUUAAAUAAAUAUGAUGAUAUUGAAAGUGAAUUUGCACCAAAGCCUUCCAAAAGAGGACGGCCUCCAGGUAGCGGGAAUUCCGCAAAGAAUCAAGCUAUGUCCAAAUCCCAAAAUUACAUUCCUCAAUUUUACCAAAAUAAUAUGCAGAUUUAUCAAAACAAUAUGGGAGGUUAUCAUCUUCAAGGUAACAUCCCAAAUAUUCAAUAUCAAGUUCCAACACAAUAUCCUCCUUAUAACCCUUAUAAAUUUACUCAAGAACAAAUGAACCAACAGAGUUUUAAUAAUAGAAUGACUCAACCUAACUUCGGAUACAUGUAUCAACCUAAUGUGCCUCAAAAUGUCCCACCUCAAGCUCAGUUAAUGUAUAAAUCUGGCCCAUACCCAGUUUCAUCUAACAUUCCUAUGCAAUACAGGCCUAAUGUCAGCCCAGUAAUGUCACAGAUGCAUUACGAAACUAAAUUUAUCCCUCCUAUUCAACCACGUCAACACCCUCAAACUCAAAUGGUUCAACCUCAACCUGUUAGAGGCGCUCAACUUCAUGGACAAUUGGAACAACAACCUAAACGUCACCCACAAGUGCCACAACGCCCUCAAAUGAUUAAUCAGAAUUAUCAUUAUGGCACCUAUUCCAUUCCUAAAUCUCCCAUAAUGGAUAAACCGCCAGUACAAAUGAAUCAAAUUGACAAGCCUACACCGAAUGCUUCUUUAAUACCCAAACAGCCUAUACAAAUACCAAUAAUGGCUAAACCUAUUUCAGAGACACAACAAACUGAGAAAACUAAAUUGGAAACCGCACAAAUUACUGAUCCUGAGUCAGAAGCUGAUUUAAUUCGUAAAAGGAUGAAGUUUACAGGCGAAAUGCCACCAGUAAUUAUGAACUCACAAACAUAUGGGUAUUUUUUAACACCACCGCAAAUUUCUGAGGAACAAUUACAGGAACCGGAUACCAACGGAAUCCAAAACUAUUUUAACGCGGUUGAUGUUAUCCUUAAGGAUAUUUCCAAGAGCUCAAUGAGUAAAAAUAUGGAUAGUUUAAUGCCAAGAAUUACAAUUACAGGGUCAUUCAACUUAACAAAUUUAGAUAAAUUUGUCGAGUUUAACUAUCUACUUACACCUAAUGUUUAUAAACAAGUCCUUGAUUAUUUCAACUCUCUCGGCGAAUCAAAUAUCGAGUUCCCAGUUCUACUCAGCACAUCAUAUCGCAAAUCUUUAUCGAAGUCGCUUUCAUCGCAGUCAUUUUCAACACAGUCGGAUUCAGAUAAAUCUCCGUCUGAAACCCCAAAUAACUCACAAUCAGAUUCUGCUAAUUGUUAUACUGACCAACUCGAUUCCUCCAACGAAAAACCGAAUCAAGAUUCACAUAAAGUUAAUAAAGAUUUGAAUAAGUCACAAGAUGGCGUGUUGGAUAAACCUGAGUCACCCAAAAUUAAGUUGCAACUAAGCUCGCCAAAGAAUAAACCUCAGCCCGGGACUCAAAAGACUAAAUCUGACGAGUUUCAGGCCUACUUCAAGUCUAACAAGAUCAAGUUGACCCGAGAAAACAACGUUCUUCCAAUAACAUUCGAAUCCUUAAAAGAACUGACUCCUCAGGAAAUUAAUCAAUUUUUUGGUCUCUUGGAUAAAAACAUUUGUAAAGUUAUCAGAAGUGAAGGCGUUCAUAAGUCAAUAAUUAAAAGCGUGAUUAUCUCAAACAAUGAUUUAAAAAGCCACUACCAAGUGUGUUACUCAAAGGACAAAAAAAGCUCGUUUGCCUUAAAGUACCAAUUCGCUUCUUUCUUUGCAAAUGACUUUUUUGAUAAAAGAGUCCCAUUCUUCACAGCCGUUGAUUUUGAACAUCGUGACCCGUCAUUCCUCCUGCAUUCCAAGCUAGGGACUAAAAAGAAUACCAACUCGUUCAUCUACUAUGCCAAGGUUUCAAGAUCAUUCGACGCCUUUAUUUACAAGCUUUAUGCUCACGUCAGGUUUGAGCUCUCGAAACUCGUUUCUGAGCUUGAUUUGAACGCCAAGAACCCAACUCACCAGCUUUCCAUCAGGUGCUCACUCUCCAAUGUUCCAAAAAUCCUCAAUAUGAUUCACUCUAACAAUUAA
Molecule: messenger RNA, 2169 nt
Organism: Theileria parva strain Muguga
Lineage: Eukaryota; Apicomplexa; Aconoidasida; Piroplasmida; Theileriidae
Exons: 1
Coding region: 1-2169 (722 amino acids)
Source: RefSeq, a predicted model, not a curated record